Daldinia childiae is the source of this 1149-nucleotide messenger RNA. RefSeq lists its product as uncharacterized. The record is from RefSeq and is a predicted model, not a curated record. The transcript is spliced from 2 exons. The coding region runs from base 1 to 1149 and encodes 382 amino acids. Lineage: Eukaryota; Fungi; Ascomycota; Sordariomycetes; Xylariales; Hypoxylaceae.
AUGAUCAAGUUUUUCAUCAACUGGGAAUUAUGGCAGCAGAUGACCUUCGUUCUCGCCGGUGCGAUCGUCUUGGUAUUCUUUGCUGGAUUAAUUAAGUUGUGGUGGUUGAAUAGAUUUAUCAAGAAGCAUACAAUACUUGACCUAGAAAAGAAGGCCAGGCAACAGGAGAUGCAAAGGAGCGGUCUUCCGAUAGGCAAGAAGGUGGAUAUUCCAUUCGGCGUGCGCGCAAUUCAGAGCGGUAUCGAAGUUGACGGCAUUUGGAUCUCACGGCCUAAUACUCCGCUCAUUACUCCAACCAGUCCGUCAUUCGCUUCUUCGUCAACUCUCGAACCCGAAAGCAGGUUAAAAGGGAAGGAGAAGGAACUUGCCGUGCAUACAGCAACGACAGUUAUCGAAAUUGGGCCCACUCCCGAACAAAGUCCGCUACCGAGUCCUGCCGUUAGCUUGUCUGAUCGGCGCGUCCCGACCGCGGCAGAACAUAGCCACACUAGAGCAUUCCCUCCCGGUGCGCAGUCUACUUACCGACCAAAGGGUCCAUCGCGCCGCCGAACGGAUAUUACCGAAACCUUCGACGUGGACGGAUUAAACCGAUAUGAACGUAACGCAGCCAACCAUCAGCAAGUCGAAACAUAUGUCCCUAAGCACUCGUUCUCUAGCACGGAAUCGUCAUCGCUAUCCUCCCAACAAAGGACAGUAGUAGACCGCAGCUCGACUUCUUCGGAAGAAGGUAUCCGCCAUGCACAAACACGUUAUGUAUCUCGCCUCCGACACUCCGCGUUACCUACACCCCGAACCCUAGUUUCUUUUGAGGACCCAGAACCUUCGGCAGCCACUGUGGACUAUUUCUUGUAUCCUGAGCAGAGGAGAAAUCCUUUCGACACGCCUUCGUCUUCCGAGGCGCAAUCAGUUUCUCGUCCUCCGCUAGCUUCAAAUAGACCGACACCUCAUCGGUCCUACUCUGGCGAGUCACACGCAAACACGUCAACCAGAAGAGUUAACGCGGGGUUUGAAGUGCUACCAGCCGGGACCUUUAGCCGACCUGACAGCCAAACCGAGACAGACGAGAGCCAGUCUAAGAGGCAUAGUAAUAAUAAGCUUCAGAAGAAGACUCGUGAUCGGUCAUCAAGGGAGACACCGUCGCCAACAUGA